Molecule: messenger RNA, 2549 nt
Organism: Jaculus jaculus (lesser Egyptian jerboa)
Lineage: Eukaryota; Metazoa; Chordata; Mammalia; Rodentia; Dipodidae
Gene: Grhl3
Product: grainyhead like transcription factor 3
Exons: 16
Coding region: 197-2005 (602 amino acids)
Biological process (GO): regulation of transcription by RNA polymerase II
Cellular component (GO): nucleus
Molecular function (GO): RNA polymerase II cis-regulatory region sequence-specific DNA binding; DNA-binding transcription activator activity, RNA polymerase II-specific
Source: RefSeq, a predicted model, not a curated record
UCGUAGGCACCUGUACCUACAGCCAAUCAGCGCUAACACCGCCGUGGGGAAUCUGCUGUCAGCAAAAACCGGGCACCCAAAACUCGACAUAAAUCAAACACUUCCCUAGGCAGGGAAUGUCUGUGUCAGGCAAGAAUUAGAGACAAGCAGACAGCAGAACCUCAGUGCCGAUAGAACCUUGGAGCCUGCGAACAGGAUGUCGAAUGAACUUGAUUUCAGGUCUAUGCGCCUGCUGAAAAAUGAUCCAGUGAACUUCCAGAAGUUUCCCUACACUAAUGAGGAUGAGGCUUGGAAGACAUACCUGGAGAACCCCUUGACAGCGGCCACCAAGGCCAUGAUGAGAGUCAACGGGGAUGAUGAGAGUGUCGCAGCUCUGAGCUUCCUGUACGAUUACUACAUGGGCCCCAAGGAAAAACGGAUACUGUCCUCUAGCACUGGUGGCCGGAAUGACCAAGGAAAGAGGUACUACAACAGCAUGGACUAUGAGGCGGACCUUGCCCCCCUUGAGAGCCCCACACACCUCAUGAAGUUCCUAGCAGAGAAUGUAUCUGGAAGCCCAGACUGCACAGACCAGCUCAAGAAGAACAACCUGCUGAGCCUAGAGGUGGCCACGCCUGCCCCCGACCGAGCCGCUUCGCUCCCCGCAGGGCCCAGCAGACUGGAACCUGGCUCUGUGGACAGCUACCUCCUGCCCACCAGUGAUGUGUAUGAUAAUGGCUCCCUCAACUCUUUAUUUGAGAGCAUUCAUGGGGUGCCACCUACACAGCGCUGGCAGCCAGACAGCACCUUCAAAGAUGACCCACAGGAGUCACUGCUCUUCCCGGAUAUCCUGAAAACGUCCCCAGAGCCUCCAUGUCCAGAAGAUUAUCCUAACCUGAAGAGUGACUUCGAGUACACUCUAGGCUCCCCCAAAGCCAUCCACAUCAAGGCUGGUGAGUCACCCAUGGCCUACCUCAACAAGGGCCAGUUCUACCCUGUCACUCUACGCACCCCAGCUGGCAGCAAGGGCCUCACCCUGUCCUCUAGCAAAGUCAAGAGCGUGGUGAUGGUGGUCUUCGACAAUGAGAAGGUCCCGGUGGAGCAGCUGCGGUUCUGGAAGCACUGGCACUCCCGACAGCCCACGGCCAAGCAGCGUGUCAUCGAUGUUGCUGACUGCAAAGAAAACUUCAACACGGUGCAGCACAUUGAGGAGGUGGCUUAUAACGCACUAUCCUUCAUGUGGAAUGUCAACGAGGAGGCCAAGGUGUUCAUUGGUGUCAACUGCCUCAGCACAGAUUUCUCCUCACAGAAGGGGGUGAAGGGUGUCCCCUUGAACUUGCAAAUUGACACCUAUGACUGUGGCCCAGGCACCGAGCGCCUAGUACACCGCGCUGUCUGCCAGAUCAAAAUUUUCUGUGACAAGGGAGCUGAGAGGAAGAUGCGGGAUGAUGAGCGGAAGCAGUUCCGGAGGAAGGUCAAGUGCCCAGACUCCAGCAGUAGUGGCAUCAAGGGCUGCCUGCUGUCAGGCUUCCGGGGCAACGAGACCACCUACCUGCGGCCAGAAGCUGACCUGGAGACCCCGCCUGUGCUGUUCAUUCCCAACCUGCACUUCUCUGGCCUGCAGCGCCCUGGAGGGGUGGUCCCCUCAGCAGGACAUGGUGGCUCUGACAGGUUACCCUUGAAGCGUACCUGCUCGCCAUUCACUGAUGAAUUUGAACCCCUGCCCUCCAAGCAGGCCAAGGAAGAUGACCUUCAAAGAGUUCUGCUCUAUGUGCGGAGGGAGAGCGAGGAGGUGUUUGACGCACUCAUGUUGAAGACCCCAGACCUGAAGGGGCUAAGGAAUGCGAUCUCUGAGAAGUAUGGGUUUCCUGAGGAGAACAUUUACAAAGUCUACAAGAAAUGCAAGCGGGGAAUCUUGGUCAACAUGGACAACAACAUCAUUCAGCACUACAGCAACCAUGUCGCCUUCCUGCUGGACAUGGGCGAGUUAGAUGGCAAGAUUCAGAUCACCCUGAAGGAGCUGUGAGGCCCCAGCCUGAACCUUGGACCCCUGGGCUGGGCUCAGCCACACACAGUCUCUCCACGUGUUUCAGCGCUGUUACUUGAAUGCCUUCCUUGAGGCAAGAGGCCUGCAGGCCACAAACCCACCGCUGUCAGGGCCAGGGACUUGUACCUGCAUCUGAAAGCCUCGUCCAUGCUUGAGUCCAUCCCCAAGCCUCCUGCCAGUGUCCACCUACCAGGGACAGUGCAUCUGGGUCAGCACACACCCAACCGACUUUUCCUCCCUUCCCGAGGGCCAAGCCACCCUCCUCACAGGGCCACACUAGCUGCCCAUAUCGGAUCCUUCCAACGACUUCAGACCAAGGAGUUCUCACUCAGCCUUUGGCCAGUUAACUUGAAAACUCUUGAUUUUCAGAGCAACCAAACACCUUUUUAAAGACACUAGAGGAAACAGUGUCUUUCUUACUGACUUCCUCAAUGCAAUUGUAGGGCUGACUGGAAUGAAGUGACUGCUAUGUAAAACUACCACCUUGCCACUCAACUGUUGUACACAUUUCUUAUUUACAUGU